Drosophila melanogaster (fruit fly) is the source of this 1280-nucleotide messenger RNA. RefSeq lists its product as uncharacterized. The coding region runs from base 71 to 997 and encodes 308 amino acids. The record is from RefSeq and is marked reviewed. NCBI's taxonomy places the organism in Eukaryota, Metazoa, Arthropoda, Insecta, Diptera, Drosophilidae. The transcript is spliced from 2 exons.
UUUGAAAAUAAUGUCAUAAAGUACUCAAAAUUUUAAUAUUUCACAUUCUAAAUUUAAUCAAAAUUGUAUUAUGUUAAGGCGCAGUCUAAGCCAUCUGGACAAGCUGCCGAAGGCAAAGGUGGCCGAAUGGCUGGCCGGGAUCGACACCAUUAUUUGCAGCACGGAUGGGGUGCUGUGGCAGGAGAAUACCCCCAUUGAGGGCUCUGUAGAGGCAUUCAAUGCCAUAAUUUCAAAGGGAAAGCGAUGUCUCAUAGCCACCAACGAGUGCUGCCUAACAAACAAGGAUCUGUUCCAGAAGGCCAAGUGCCUGGGCUUCAAUGUCAAGGAGCAGGACAUUUUCAGCUCGUCGGGUGCCAUUGCGAGUUACCUUAGCGACCGGAAGUUUAAGAAGAAAAUCCUCGUUUUGGGUGGUGACGGUAUCCGCAAAGAUCUGAAAGAGGCCGGAUUCUGUUCCGUGGUAAACGAUCUGCAGCCAAAUGACCAGAAAAAAAUCGACUUCGUCAGGAGCUUAGUUCUCGAUCCGGAUGUGGGAGCUGUUUUGGUGGCCAGAGACGACAACAUGAUAGCGAACGAGUUGCUUGUGGCCUGCAACUAUCUUCAAAAUCCCAAAGUCUUGUUCCUUACCACUUGCAUUGAUGGAUUCCAGCCAUUUGGGAAAAAGAGGAUCCCAGAUGCCGGAUCUCUGGCCUCUGCCAUCGAGAUAAUUGUACAACGCAAGCCUAUCGUUUUGGGCAAACCGAAUCAGCGGAUUUUGGGCAAGUUGAUGAAGUCUGGCGAAAUAAAGCCCGAAAAGACGCUUGUCAUUGGAAACUCGCUUAAAUCAGACAUUUUAUUUGCAAGUAUAUGUGGUUUCCAAUCAUUAUUGGUGGGCUGCGAUAACGGAGCGAUCGAAAAAGCCGAGAAAAUUAAAAAAGAGGGAGAUGAGAAGAAAAUGAAACUUGUUCCAGAUGCUUUUCUCUCCGGUCUUGCUUCUUUUGGGGAGUAUUUAUGCAUCUAGGUGAUGUCGGGCAAGAAAAGCGAUUUCCAUAUCCAAAAAACAUACCCAGCUGACCAAAAAGUAAUUUAGAUCAUAUUCAAAAUUCAAACUAAGCCGCUCAAAAGCUGAACAGCUGUUUUGUUUCUGAGCACUCCUGUGUGCUAAAUGAUUUCGGUAUUUUGGCUUUUAGCACAAGUCGCGAGUCAGUGCUACCAGUAUAUUUGUAAAUUUUUAGUUUUAAAAUUUGUAAUCUAAAAUAGUAAAGCAAAUUGCCAGUUUUCUGUUGAAACUAAUAGUUUUGCAU